CUCAGCCGCUUUGGCGCGAACCUUCAGUUCCCCGGUGCUAGCCCCGCUGCAGCCAGCAUGGGUCCGUCGCGCCCGCAGCGCCGAACUUGUUCAGGAAGGAGGAACUUCACAGCAUUCCGAAACACGAAACCGAUUCCCAUGGAAACAUCUUCAUCCUCUGAUGACAGUUGUGACAGUUUUGGUUCUGAUAAUUUUGCAAACACAAAACGCAAGCUUAGGUCAGAUACUAAAGAAGAACUGGCAAAAAUUUUUCGCGAAGCCUCUGAUAAUGAAUCCUUCUGUGGAUUUUCAGUGAAUGAGAUCCAAGAUUCAUUGAAACUGGAAUCAGAUUCAGAAGAGAAUGAAGCAGGUGCUGAAAGUGAGGCAGCCCUGAGAAGGCAGAAACGCUCUGUUCCUCUAAAAGUAGCCUUGAAGUUUCCACCUCGAAGGUCAGAGAGGAGGAAGGGUGAGAAGAUGGAACCUCUUCCUGAGAAGUUGAUGCCUGCUCCAGAUUCAGACUCUGACUCUGAAGAAAAGGGUGCUGUGUUUUUAGAAAAAAGAGCUUUAAACAUAAAGGAAAACAAAGCAAUGCUUGCAAAACUAAUGGCCGAGUUGAAAAAUGUUUCUGGCAUCUUUGAUGGAAGAAAAUCAUUGCCAACUGUCAGUCAUCAGGGACCAAAGCGACCUCCAAGGCGUUCAUUGCCCAGAAGUGCCUUGAGGAGGAACCCAGACCGAAGUUCUCGGCCUCACACAAGAUCCAGGUCCCUGAUUGAAGGUCCUCCUACUCCUUUACCAGAAGAGGAAGAUGAUGACCGGUACAUCUUAGUGAGAAGAAGAAAGAUGUCUGAUGAAGACCUAGAGCAUGAAGCCCGAACUCCCAGGAGGGGUCACCGUGGUGCCAUGGCUCUUCCACACAUCGUGCGCCCAGUUGAGGAGAUAACAGCAGAAGAGCUGAACAAUAUUUGUGGAUCCGCCAGAGAGAAAGUAUAUAACAGGGCUGUGGGAUCCACCUGUCAUCAGUGUCGCCAAAAAACCAUCGACACCAAGACCAACUGCCGCAACCCCGAGUGCGUGGGUGUGAGGGGCCAGUUCUGUGGGCCCUGCCUCCGCAACAGGUAUGGGGAGGACGUCAGAACUGCGCUGCUGGACCCGACCUGGAGGUGUCCACCAUGUCGUGGAAUCUGCAACUGUAGCUUCUGCAGGCAGCGUGAUGGACGGUGUGCUACUGGGGUCCUGGUCUAUCUGGCCAAGUACCAUGGCUAUGACAAUGUCCACGCCUACUUGAAAAGUCUGAAGCAAGAACUUGGAAUGGAAGACUGAAGCUGUGAUUGCCUUUAAAUUGCAUACUCUUUCACCAAUGUCAUAUUAUUGUGUAAUCAAAUGAGAUUACAAAGCCAGUGCCUACCUUCUCUCCUUUUUUGGGUAAAAAAGGACAAAUAGUUUUCACUUCACUCAGUGCAAGUCAAACUUGGGAAAACUGUGUUUAAUAGAGAUCUUUGCCCACAGGCCAUUGUUUUCUUUUUAAAUAGCCUUGCAAAUCAGAUAGCAUCAGUCCUUGCUUUUGUGCCGAUAACUUUUUUGCUGAAAGGAGAUGAGGCUUUAAGCCAUUAAAGUUUUAUUCAUGCACUGAUCUGUGCUGCAGGUUUGUUUAUGCUUUGAAGUUGAUCACAAAAAGAGAUAGAUGUUCGGAAAAUUCAGGGCAGUGUUCCCCAUAGAACCAAGCAGGGAGAGGUAUGUGCUUUUAACUUUUGGCCAACUUCUAUUGCAAUACAGACUUACACUGAACAUAAAUGAUCAAAUAGCAGCUACAGGUUCUCUGAAACAACCACACAUUCUGAAGUUCAAAAAGACAGCCCUGAAAGUUGCAGCUGAGCAGUUUUCCAAGCGCUAAUAUUUGGUUUUAUAACGUACUCAAAGUGCACAUUGGCCAUUUUAAGGGAGACUCUCCAAGUGACUGAAACUGGAGCAGAAGCUGUGCUCUUUAUGUUUGCACAGAUGAGAGGCUGCUGCUGAAGGCUUCCACAGCACCAGCACUACCUAGUGAUGCGAGUAUACUGGUAAACAGUGGGGAGUGACCACUGUCUGGUUACCAGAAUUCUCUUCUCCCCUCUCUUGCUGCAACUGCUUCUUUGGAGAAUCAGCACUGGUCCAGGGGAAGGGAGGCCUCCAGACCAGCUAAGCUCCAGUCCAGCUUCAAGCAAGUUACUCUUCCAGUUGCAUAAAUGUAAAUAGAUGUUCAUAAUAGAUACCCUGAAUAUAGUAAUAGAUGAGGAAGAAAAAUUGUCUCAUCAAAAAGGCUUUUAAAAAGAAGUGAAAAGGGAGAUGUAAUGAGUUAUGUGUGGUUUGUGAGCACAUUACAAAUGUGGUUCGUGUUGUAGUCUCCUCCUUAGCAGUCCAGCCUCAUUUUUCUAUCUGACUCCAUGAUUGUAGAAGAGUAUUGCACAUGGUGGUAUUAAUGAAGCAUGAGUACAGCAAACAGAGCUGAAGAAUUCUAACAUGGUGUGUGGAUGGGUCUGAUGUACUCAGUGCUGUAGAAAAGUAGGUGCCAUGAAAACUGCCUCUGGAGAACCACUGUGUAUAAGUGUGCUUGGCUUGGUUAUGGAAACUGCUGUUUGAGCUUUGUGUAAGGUUUAGAAUGCAGUGUUAUAAAUACUGCACAGUUGAAUAGCAUAAGAGCCCAUUUGCUUUGACUGAGCACUAGAACAAAACAUGGGUUAGGCUUUGCUGCUUGCACAGUACCUGCACUGUGUAUAUACAUAAUGUUCCACAGUUCAUACCUUUCUGGGAAUUACAUCUGUGGAUGAGAGGAGAAGAGAGGAAUUUAGAAACAAAAGAUGUUUAUGUCUCAGACCUGCAGUUCUGUUUCAUAAAUCAUCUGUCCUAUUGAAAAUCUCUGGUCCUCUGUCUGUUUUUAUGUUGUGAAUAACUGCCAUCUGAGGUGAAGACUGCUCUACUCUCUAGAUACAUUCCAUGAAGAAGGAGCUCUAGAAAUACAUCUUCUGACAGAUGAGUGGUUUGGUUUGGGGUUUUAUUCUUUCCCCUCUCCUAAUUGCUCGGCCUGCCCUUCUGAUUGCUAGAGUGUGAAAAUAUUGUGCUAAAAGCAAACCCUUGCAUGAUCUCGUGGAGAAUGCUGUAUUUUAGAUUUACUCAGAUCUACAAUAUUCUGUACAAAGACUUUUAUUUUGAAAAUAAAAAUGUUCCAAGUUUGAA
Molecule: messenger RNA, 3189 nt
Organism: Colius striatus (speckled mousebird)
Lineage: Eukaryota; Metazoa; Chordata; Aves; Coliiformes; Coliidae
Gene: CDCA7
Product: cell division cycle associated 7
Exons: 10
Coding region: 58-1299 (413 amino acids)
Biological process (GO): regulation of DNA-templated transcription
Cellular component (GO): nucleus
Source: RefSeq, a predicted model, not a curated record